This is a messenger RNA of Acanthosepion pharaonis, 639 nucleotides long. NCBI's taxonomy places the organism in Eukaryota, Metazoa, Mollusca, Cephalopoda, Sepiida, Sepiidae. The record is from the annotation of a GenBank genome assembly.
AUGUCCAGUCUCAUUACACCGGUAGCAGCGAACAGCUGUCAGUCGCCUCCUGCAGUUCCUCGCAAUGUGGCCCUGGCCACCGCACCUAUAACAUACGACCCCCCACCACGGGGCUGGGCCCUGAUACGGUCUAUCAUCACUUGGCGUGGACUGUGCAGCGGCGACUACCGAUCUUUCCACUCAAAUGUUCCAACACCGCCUCGUAGUUCGCUACACACAACUGUCUCGAGUGGUCUCCCGCCGUCACAUUUAUCCCAGCGAACACCAACCAAUUUGCAUACGCCCAAGUUCUCCUCUCGCCAAUCCUCGCGGCUACGAGAUCGCGUUUCCAUAAGUCCGACUCACCGUAAUGGUGGUGUUUCUUUCUUCGGACCAAUUACUGCCCUACACGCCAGACACAAACGAACCCUCUUAUGCCGAGAACUGAGCUGUGAGUCGUUGCCUUCUCUUAUCUAUCUAUCUAUCUAUCUUUUUUCUCAACUUACUGGGCCUUAUGCCGCGAGUACUUCUUGUACUUCUUCUUGUGCCCUCCUGAACAUCUUCCUUUAUCUCUCUCCUUUCCCUUGGAGAUCUAGAUCUAUCACGUCUUUCCCUAUAAUCGAAUUGUUCCUCUUGCAUACUCUGGUCUUUCUCUUCUGA